CGGGGGGUGCUGCUGCCCCCCGGCCUCCUCCUCCUCCUUGUCCUCCUCCUCCUCCUGGCAGAAGAUUGUCUGGCUCAGUGUGAUAAUGACUGCAAAGCUUACUGCUGUGAUGGGACUACUCCCUACUGCUGUUCAUAUUAUGCCUACAUUGGGAAUGUCCUUUCGGAAGCAUGUGAAGCACAUUACAGAGCGAGGGAAGGUCAUGACUGCAGGGAACAGGAUGUCUGAGAGGGAAAGGUGGGGCGAGAGGAGCUGCUGCAAAACAAGGACAGAGAAGCAGCAGGAGAGCAUGAGGGUGAAAAGUGGUAACUGGAAACCUUGCAAUACUUUAAUCCGAAUUCUUUCACAUAAAAGAGGCACAGCAAUAGCUGGAAUUGUUUUUGGCAUAGUGUUUAUAAUGGGAGUGAUAGCUGGGAUUGCCAUCUGUAUCUGCAUGUGCAUGAAGAGCAACCGUGGGACUCGAGUAGGGGUCAUCCGGACCACGCACAUCAACACCAUCAGCACGUACCCAGUGGCUCCACCACCAUACAGUUAUGAAUUCGAAAUGGAGUACCCAGCUGACCUACCUCCACCUUAUACUCCAACCCCACAGACUUCAAUACAGUAUCCCCCACCCCCUCCAUACCCUGGAUAUUCAGGGAAAUAAUUAUAUGUCUUCACAUGGAUAUUGAGUGCCUAUUGCAACAGCCAGCACUGUUGGGACAGUGUUACCGGCUCAGGGACAAGUAGGGUGGGGUGUGCAUCAACACAUAUGGCCCAGCAUUGGAAUAAACUGGAAAGGUUGCCAUAGCUCAGGAUGAAGAAGAAUCCUGUCCAUUAUGGACCGUCAUGUUUCGUGAUUAAACAAUACAUGACCAAAGAAACAGUUCCUGUAAGUUGGUGUCUGCUGAGUGGUGCUCAGCAUCAGUCUUAUCUUCAGCUGCAGCACGUGGGAGUGGGGCUUUCCCUGUGUGGGAACGUGCAAGUGGUGCAAAUGGUUCAGCAAGCUGUUUCAAAACCACAAGAGCCAGCUGCUGGGGCUUAUUUCGGGGCAAAAACUCCAACUAUUGUCUUGAAGUAACCACUAUGCCUUUCUUGAAACAACGGGAAUAAGGAAGAACAAGGAAUACUGAAGCUGUUUUCAUUUUCCACUUCCAGCUGAUAAUAGCCAAUGAUCACUGUGCUUAUUGGUCUGAUAAGCAUGUUCCAAAGAGAAGUGCUGUUGGAGUUAUGCAGUAACUAAAAAAAGAGGGGUAUUAUUUUUGGCCAAGUGCAGGUUGUUUAAAUUGCCAGCAGUUUGAGACUAGUUUGUAAACUAAAGUGUUAACAUAAAGAGCAUUUUUGUAUGUGAAAUACACUAAUUUAUAGCUGAUUUACUUUUGCCUGGACUUAAUUGGAAAUAUCCUACAGUGCCUUUUUUAUCAGCAAAUGAUACUUGGAUUUUAUUAUAAAAAUACUGAAUUGGCAAAACUCACAAGCGAUAGAAGAAAUGCAAACCAAAUAUUAAAACAUCUCAGGUUUGUCUUCAGUUGGAUUGCAUAAAGGCUUUUUUUUUUAAAAAUCAUACUGUUUACCUGUAGUAAGGAUAUUCAGCCUGACCAAAGAGAUGAGCACAGAGACUGUGAGGAUCAUGUUACUUUUGAAUGUUGUGUUAGGCAUUUUAAAAAUCUAGGUCACUAAGUAAUACUUUUUGCAUUUGUCAUGCAUAUUGUUCAAAAUUACUUAUUCUUUGCUAUAUACGGUCCAGACCUUUAUGAUUUAAAAUGUUCCGUGUCCUUAGGAGGCUAACUAUAAUUCAGCAGCAGCUGUUUGACUUCAGAAAAGAAUAUUCUAUUACCUAAAGCAUCAUACUUUAGUGGUAAGACUGUUAUUUUUCUCAGAUUUAUAUGCAAACUACAAACACAGUGAUUCUCUUCAGCGGUGUAAAAGUGCUGAAUGCCCUUAGUUUGAAUUGAGUGUCUGGGCAGUUUAAGAAUGCUACAGCCAAAAAUAUGGCACCUAGAGUUCAGGACAGCUGUGACAUCAGAGGUCCAUCUCAGAGGGAGAGACUGAAAGUUACUGCUGAUUCCCGGAGAUCAGAAUGCAUUUAAAUAUUUUCCAUUGUAGCCCUCAUCUUAUUUUCAGGUGUAUCCACAUAGUAAUGAAUAAAAAAGCAGCUUGCAAGACAUGGUACCAUAUCUCAGUGGAGUCAACUGACAACCUCUCAUUACCCCCCAGGUCUGAUACUUUUGGCAUUCAGUCCUCGUUCAGGGAAGAACUCAAGCAACAUUUAACUUUGAGCAUAAAAGUUAUUCAAAGGAAUUCUCAAAACAAGACCUUACUGACUGUUCUUGCUCAGGUUUUGCAGUUGUAUCUGUCCUUUGCAGGCUGACUAAACUUAUCCCCUCGAAACCCCACUUAAAAGCACAGAUGGCCUCAGUCCUCAUCAGUACAAGUUCAGAAGAUCUGUCUUGUGGCCCUUGGCCAAGCUGAGCCUUGGGUCAUCAGCCCAUUAGCUACCAAGGCAUUUGUGACCCAGUCAGAGGAAAACUGAGCUGCAUCCCAGGUUUAUGGUUGCUGCUGGUUAACGAGACUUAAAUUCUCAUUUCUGUUUUGCUGUUCAGAGGUGACAAGUCCUGAACUGGCUUAUCCUUACAAUUACUUCUGCUCUGUGCUGUCUUCUGUGACAUUUCAGCUGUUGCCCUGACCUCUCAAGAGAUCCUGGUUGAAAUCCUCCCGUGAAGGGGGCAACCUUUUGCGUGCGGUAUUUUGGCAGUCCCUACUCAAAACCGUCUGCUGCUAUUGAUGUGCCUGCCAACAUCGUGACCAGCCUGAAGAACAGAAUAAACAUAGGUUUCCCUGCAGAAAACCCAGUUCCUACUGCACCAUUUUAUGCUAGUACCUCAGCACUUUCUAGUUGAUCAUACUGGAUGAUAUUUUGAUCCCAAAAAGUUACCUGUAGAUAAUGAGUAUUGUCAUUUUCUCAUUCCUGUAUUUUAUUUCUUUGUGCGGAACAUGGAGACACACAAAUCAAUGAGCAGUUUGUAUUUGUUGAAUCCAUUCUUCUGAAGAAUACAGAGAAAGAAAACUAUCCUAUGGAUCAUAAAUCUUCCCUGAGAGAAAGAAUUUCUCCAGCCGUGACAUUUGUCAGAACAAGUUAUGAAACAGAUUUCUUACAUAAAAAGGAAUUUCUGGAAAAUUACUAAAAGUCUUUGAUCACAGAGUCCCCUAUUUCUCAGCCUUGGGAUUAUGUAUUGCCUCUGAUGAUGUUGCAUAAAGGUCAUAGUGACCAAAGUACCUACAAUGUUUACAUGACUUAUUCCAGGGAAAAUUAUGGAAAUGGGAAGUUGAGAAUUUUGUACUGAGUGAGAGCUAUUUGUUUGCUUUGAAAACAGCAGUGGGAAUGUUGAUUUUUGUAUGUUAAUUAAUGUUCUGCAGAUCCACAUAAUACUGGGACAUACCAGACAUUGAUUUUAAUCUCAGAGGACACCACGUCUUGUCCUAGCUAAGGGCAUAAAACAUAGGUGUUGCCAUUUCAGCAAACCCGGUAGAACAGAGUAGCUUAAUUUCAGAAAGAGGUGAUGAUUGCAGUGAAAAUAAGUUAAACUGAGAGAAAUGGAGAGGAGGAGGGAGUCUGAGAGAUUUACAAAAGUAAAGGAAUAGAACAAAGAAGUUGCUGCUAAACAAAUGGAAGCACUUGCCAAUAGUGAAGUUAUAUUAGUUAAGUUUAGUUGAAAAAAUUGAAGUGUUCCAGUACCUAAAGGGGGCUACUAGAAGGCAGGAGUGGGGCUUUCUACAAAAGCACGUAGGGAACAAGUGGGAAUGUUUUCAGAGGGUAGAAUUAGAUUGGGUAUUAGGAAGAAAU
Molecule: messenger RNA, 3823 nt
Organism: Neopelma chrysocephalum (saffron-crested tyrant-manakin)
Lineage: Eukaryota; Metazoa; Chordata; Aves; Passeriformes; Pipridae
Gene: CYYR1
Product: cysteine and tyrosine rich 1
Exons: 5
Coding region: 86-646 (186 amino acids)
Source: RefSeq, a predicted model, not a curated record